Centruroides sculpturatus (bark scorpion) is the source of this 3462-nucleotide messenger RNA. RefSeq names its product atrial natriuretic peptide receptor 1-like. Gene Ontology annotation, molecular function: peptide receptor activity; ATP binding; protein kinase activity. Gene Ontology annotation, cellular component: membrane. The record is from RefSeq and is a predicted model, not a curated record. The transcript is spliced from 25 exons. Lineage: Eukaryota; Metazoa; Arthropoda; Arachnida; Scorpiones; Buthidae. Gene Ontology annotation, biological process: cGMP biosynthetic process; receptor guanylyl cyclase signaling pathway; intracellular signal transduction. The coding region runs from base 1 to 3408 and encodes 1135 amino acids.
AUGUUCUUGAUCUGUUCUGCCUUCGCUAUACUUUUUUACGUUUCUAGUACUAAAUCUUUUCCAUUCACUGCUCAUAUCGUUAGCUUAUUUGUAGCCGAUUCCGAUCUACCAUAUACCUUGGAAUUAGUUCAACCCGCUAUAUCUAUAGCAGUGGAAAAAGUAAGUCAGAUAUAUCCUAACAUCAUUUGGAAAGCCAGAUAUCGGAAUAGUUCUUCUAGAUGCGUACAAAAUUAUGCUGGGGUAUACGCGGCCGAAGAAUAUUAUUUAAAUUCGGUGAAUGCUUUUAUGGGCCCGGCUUGUACUUUGGCUCUGGAUCCGGUUGCUAGAAUGGCUUCUUAUUGGAAUGUUCCUCUCUACACCGCCGGUAGCAUCGAUGAUAAUUUUUCAAACAAAGAAGUAUUCUCUACUUUAACCAGACUUUCUUUCUCUGCAAAAGGAAUGAGCAUAUUUAUAUUGCAAAUUUUGAAAAGAUUUGAAUGGCACCACGUGGCACUCAUCGUAGAGGAAGCAGUUAAUUGGUGUCGAUUAAUUAAACAGAGUUUGAUGUAUACUUUCGAAAACGACAAAGCUUAUGAUGUCUACGUGGAUUUACACGAAUUUUCUCUCUCUAAACGAAGAAAAAAUUUUACUAAUAUACUAAAAGCAGCGAGCAAAGAAGCAAGAAUAUUUUUCCUGAUAUCAAAUGGAGAUACAGUAAGAAGUUUUUUAUUAAGUGCUUUCGAUUUAGAAAUGGGAAAUGGAGAUUACGUCUUCAUUAGUGUAGAAUUUUUUAAGAACAAACCGGCCUUUGGAGACUUUUCUUGGUAUAGGGAAGGAGACUCUAGAAACGAGGAUGCAAAAAAGAUUUAUGAAGCAUUCCUCUUAGUUUCUGCCAAAGUUCCCACGACAGAAAAAUAUAAGAAGUUUGCUGAAGAAGUGGUUUUACGAUCCAGAAUUGAAUUCAACACAUCGUUUCAAACAGAAGAUGUAAAUGUUAUUGUAGCCGAUUUUCACGACUGUGUUCUCCUCUUCGCUUCUGCUCUCAAUCAGACUCUAGGUGAUUCAGAUGAUCCUUUUGAUGGACGAACUGUGAUUAGAAAAAUGUGGAAUAGAACCUUUUAUGGCGGAAUCGCGGAAGAGAUUCAUAUCAACAGAAACGGAGAUCGAGAAGCUGAUUAUACUUUAUAUGAUUUAGACGUAAAAAGUGGAAAAAUGAAGGCUGUCAUACACUAUUAUGGAAUCCAGCAAAUACUGAUACCGAUACAAUCGCGCUUUAUUUCUUGGCCAAAUGGACAAAACACGCCUCCUCUAGACGUACCCAUCUGUGGAUUUAUUGGAAACGAUCCGGAAUGUCAAUUAAACGAACCGUUUUCAAUUUUGGGAAUUUUAGGAGUCGUCGCUAUUGCCAUUGUUGUUAUCGGUUUACUGUUAUACAGAAGAAUGAAACUCGAAUCCGAUUUAACAAGCAUGUGGUGGAAGGUCAAAUGGAACGAAAUAGUAUUUUCUCACUCCAGUACUAAGUCUUCGACAAGUAUAAAUGUCGAAGAAAUCACUCAGAAAGAUGACGUUAGUGGAAGCGUAGAAAUUCUUAAUUAUAAAAAAACAAUGUCCGUUGGAUAUUUUAAGGGAAUGAAAGUUGCGGUUAAGCCAUUAAACAUCCGAAAAUUGCACAUAACUAGGAAUCUUCUCCUCGAAUUUAAACAGCUUCGUGACGUAACACACGAGAAUUUGAUACGUUUUAUCGGUUUUUGCUCGGACGAACCUAACAUUGCUCUUAUAACUGAAUUUAGUCCAAGAGGAAGUUUACGAGAAUUGUUAUCGAACGAAGGAAUUAAAAUCGAUUGGCCUUUCAGAUUUUCCCUGAUAAGUGACAUUAUCGAGGGGAUGAUAUACUUACACCAAAGUCCUGUGACGUAUCAUGGACGUUUAAAAUCCACCAAUUGUGUCAUUGAUGGAAGGUUUGUAGUCAAACUGACAGAUUUUGGUCUCCGAACAUUAUUGGAUCAACUUUUACCGAAUACUUAUAUUGAUCCGAGACUUCUGUUAUGGACAGCGCCAGAACAUUUAAGAGAACAGCGAUCAGAAAUGAAAGGAUCUCAGAAAGGAGACGUAUAUAGUUUUGGUAUUGUAUUGAGAGAAAUCAUUACUAGACUAGGUCCUUUUCAGAAAAUAGCAACUUCCAAGAAGCGAUAUUCCACCUUACAGCCUCAAGAAGUUUUAGAUUGUAUAAAAAGUGUUAGUGAUCCUCCUUUUCGACCUAACGUCUCUCCUGAUGAAUGUCCUCCCGAGCUGUUAGAACUUCUGCAUCAAUGCUGGGAAGAGGAUCCAACAGAUCGUCCUACUUUCUCCGUCAUCAAACAACAAACAAAGAAAUUAACAAAACUUAUGGGAAGCAGUAAUUUUCUCGAUAAUUUAUUAUCAAGAAUGGAACAAUAUGCUAAUAACUUAGAGCAAUUAGUUGAAGAGAAAACAGAAGCUUUUUUAGAAGAGAAAAAGAAAAGCGAAGAAUUAUUAUAUGAAGUAUUACCGAGAUAUGUAGCAGAGCAAUUGAAGGCGGGCCAUCACGUUCGACCAGAAAAUUUUGCUUGUGUAACAAUCUUCUUCAGUGAUAUCGUUGGAUUCACUAAUCUUUCGGCAGAAAGCACGCCCAUGGAUAUAGUGGAUCUUUUGAACGAACUUUAUACUUAUUUCGAUGCAAUUAUCGGAAAUUACGACGUUUAUAAAGUAGAAACAAUAGGCGAUGCAUACAUGGUAGUUUCGGGUUUACCCGAAAGAAACGGAAACGAACACGCAAGACAAAUUGCUCGAAUGUCAUUGUCUUUGAGAAGCGCCAUUAAACAAUUCAAAAUCCGCCAUAAACCCGAACGUAAACUACAACUUCGAAUUGGAAUACAUUCAGGACCGUGUGCUGCUGGUGUUGUGGGUAAGAAAAUGCCAAGAUAUUGUCUCUUCGGAGACACCGUCAACACAGCUUCUAGAAUGGAAACAAGUGGAGAAGCCAUGAAAAUUCAUAUUAGUUAUCAAACCAAGAAUAUUUUAGACCAUUUCCAUUCGUUUAACAUAACUUUGAGAGGAGAUAUAGAAGUAAAGAAAGAUGACGUUAGUGGAAGCGUAGAAAUUCUUAAUUAUAAAAAAACAAUGUCCGUUGGAUAUUUUAAGGGAAUGAAAGUUGCGGUUAAGCCAUUAAACAUCCGAAAAUUGCACAUAACUAGGAAUCUUCUCCUCGAAUUUAAACAGCUUCGUGACGUAACACACGAGAAUUUGAUACGUUUUAUCGGUUUUUGCUCGGACGAACCUAACAUUGCUCUUAUAACUGAAUUUAGUCCAAGAGGAAGUUUACGAGAAUUGUUAUCGAACGAAGGAAUUAAAAUCGAUUGGCCUUUCAGAUUUUCCCUGAUAAGUGACAUUAUCGAGGUAAGAAAUCUUUAAAAUUAAUGGCGAAAGAGGCGAUUGAUUGGGACCUCCCAACCAAUAGGAUGCCCC